This is a messenger RNA of Geodia barretti, 288 nucleotides long. NCBI's taxonomy places the organism in Eukaryota, Metazoa, Porifera, Demospongiae, Tetractinellida, Geodiidae. The record is from the annotation of a GenBank genome assembly.
UCUCAAUCUGAGGGUGUAAUUACCUUUACACACAUCUUCACAACAACUUUCAGGAAGAAUAAUAAUUAUUCCCACCCAGGUCUUAGACCGCACCAACAAUCUAAUACUUCAAAAAUAACCCAGUAAGCCUCACUCAGGUCCUUCCCACCAUCUGGGGGCGUAAAUUAUCGUUACACACAUCUUCACAACAACUUUCAGGAAGAAUAAUAGUCCCACGCAGGUCUUAGACCACACCAAUAAUCUGUUUAUAUUAGAUCUUCCUAAGAAUACUCUGAAAAUAACCCAGUA